Messenger RNA from Leptosia nina, 780 nucleotides. Lineage: Eukaryota; Metazoa; Arthropoda; Insecta; Lepidoptera; Pieridae. The record is from the annotation of a GenBank genome assembly.
AUGAAGCUUCCUUUGUUGUUGAGCCUCACUUUGGCUGCGGUAUCAGCUUUACAGCCUCGAGGUGGAUACCAGCGGAUUGUCGGUGGUGUAGUGACCAACAUCGGCAAGUACCCAUAUGCGGCGGCCAUGUUAUACUCCCGAAGUGGUUCAGGAACUUUCACGCAAAACUGUGGUGGCAGCAUCAUCAACAACAGAUCAGUUCUCUCAGCUGCGCACUGCUUUUACAGAGACACCGCAAGACAAUGGCGUAUAAGAAUCGGUUCAACCUAUGCGAACAGCGGUGGUGUCGUCCACAAUAUCAACAGAAUCAUCAUGCACCCACAAUACAACCAUGCCAUCACCGACAACGACGUAGCCGUAGUUCGCUCCAACUCUGCAUUUAACUUCAACGCCAAUGUGGCUCGCGCUUCCAUCGCCAGCGCCAACUACUGGCUUCCCGACAACGCUCCCGUCUGGGCCAUUGGGUGGGGAAGGAUCGCUUGGAACGGCCCUUCAUCCAACCAGCUCCGUGAAGUUCAGCUAUAUACCGUCAACUUGGUAACCUGCAGGAACCGUUACCGUGAAAUUAACACCCAGGUCACCGACACCAUGCUGUGCGUUGGUAUCCUCGACCAAGGAGGUCGUGACCAAUGUGGCGGUGACUCCGGUGGUCCCCUUCUACACAACAACGCUGUUGUAGGUGUCUGUUCCUGGGGACACCGCGAGUGCGCCCACCCUAGAUACCCUGGUGUAAACGCCCUGGUCUCCAGAUUCACCGGCUGGAUUCAGAGCAACGCCUAA